AGCACUUGUUGGUCUUAAUCUUCAAGAAACACAGGAUAAAAUUGGAGGUCCAGAAAUCAUAGUUGAAAUUGAUAAAACUAAGAUCAGGAAAAGGAAACAUAAUCAUGGUCACCAUGUAAAAGUUAAUCAUAGUCUUUAUUAUGUUGACCCCAAUAUGUGUGUUUAUACUAAUACUAUAGAGGAAACAUGGAAUGGAAUUAAACUUCAGGUUCCCCCAAGAAAUUGUACUGAAUCAGAAAUCCCAGAAGAAAUUAUGGACAGAGAAGAAAUAAGUAAAGGAGAAGAAAGAGAUGAAGAGAAAGAAAGGGAAGAUAGUAUUGAAGAAAUAGAAAAUAAAAAUAGAAAUCAUAGAAAUUAUGAGCGAUGA
Molecule: messenger RNA, 367 nt
Organism: Dentiscutata erythropus
Lineage: Eukaryota; Fungi; Glomeromycota; Glomeromycetes; Diversisporales; Gigasporaceae
Source: the annotation of a GenBank genome assembly